AUGUCUGCCGCUCCCGAGACCACCCCCGCUGUCGUCGCUCCCGUCGAGGAGGUCGCCGCCCCCGCCCCUGCCGUCGAGGAGACUGCCGCUCCCGUCGUCGAGGCUGCCCCCGUCGCUGCUGAGGCCGCCCCCGUCGUCGAGGAGGCCCCUGCUGCUACCGAGACCGCUGCCCCCGCCGCCGUCGAGACUGCCGCCGAGCCUGCCACUGAGGCUGCCGUGACCGAGGAGACCGCUGCUCCCGUCGCCGCCGCCGCUACCGAGGAGGAGCCCGCUGCUGCCACCGAGGAGGUUGCCGCCAAGGAGGCCUCGCCCAAGAAGGAGAAGCGCCAGUCGUUCAUCGGCAAGCUCAUCGGCGCCUUCAAGGAGAAGACCGCCAAGAAGGAGAAGACCGCCGCCACCAAGGAGGAGCCCGUCGUCGAGGAGGCCGCUGCCACCGACGGCGCCGCCGCCCCUGCUACCGAGGAGACCGCCGCCGUUGCUGAGCCCACCACCACCGAGGCUGCCGUCGAGGCCCCCGCCGCCGUCGACGAGGCCGCCGCCCCUGCCGCCACCGAGGAGGCCGCUGCUCCCGCUGUUGCCACCACCACCGAGGAGGCCGCCGCCAAGGACGUCAAGAUCGACGAGUCGGCCAAGGCGGACGCUCCCGCCCCCGACGUUGCCGCCCAGAAGAUCAAGCUCGGCCGUCGUCUCAGCGGCAAGUUUGGCGCCCUCUUCGCCAAGGCCGCCCCCAAGAAGUCGGAGGAGAAGCCCGCCGCCGCCGAGGCCGCCGCUGCCGAGGAGGAGACCGCCUCUCCCGUCGAGGAGAAGGUCGCCGAGGACGUCACCGCCGCCCCCGAGCCCGUCGCCGUGAUUGCCGCCCCUGCCGUCAAGGCUCCCGAGUCGGCGGCUCCCGUCGCUGCCGCCGCCUAA
Messenger RNA from Moesziomyces antarcticus, 909 nucleotides. RefSeq lists its product as uncharacterized. Bases 1 to 909 code for a protein of 302 amino acids. The record is from RefSeq and is a predicted model, not a curated record. The transcript has 2 exons. Lineage: Eukaryota; Fungi; Basidiomycota; Ustilaginomycetes; Ustilaginales; Ustilaginaceae.